Molecule: messenger RNA, 556 nt
Organism: Ceratotherium simum simum (southern white rhinoceros)
Lineage: Eukaryota; Metazoa; Chordata; Mammalia; Perissodactyla; Rhinocerotidae
Source: RefSeq, a predicted model, not a curated record
GUCCUUCUUUGUCACAUACACCCAUGGACAACACCUUCACAUGGACCACUCACUCACAUAGACAUUGACAGUCUUUUAAAUUGUCUGUAUAAAUGUGCAACACUGUGUGUUAUAUUUCUCUUGUAGGUUAUCUGUAACUUGAGAGAUGGAGACUGAAUGCAAGAAAAUUGUUCUGCUUAAAGGAUUGGAGCCCAUCAGUGAUUAUCAUUUCAGCAUGGUUAAGUCUUUAUUGGCCAGUGAUUUAAAACUGACUAGAAAAACUCAAAAUGAACAUAAUAAAAUUCAGAUUGCUGAUUUGAUGGCAGAAAAGUUCCCAGGGGCUGCCAGUGUUGACAAACUAAUAAAACUGUACAAAGACAUAGAAGAACUUAAAGAUCGUGCCAAAACUCUUAAAAAUGAGAAGUUAAAAGUUAUAAGAAGAUGGAAAGCAAGAGGAACAACUCCAGUGAAACAGAGCAAGAAGGAUAAACUCAGUAGUGAUGAAUCUACUUCCACCACAAACAAAGGUUUUGGACCUGAAUUAAUCAACGAUAUGCCUAUCUUGAAGGUAGGAUGA